Molecule: messenger RNA, 2644 nt
Organism: Zea mays
Lineage: Eukaryota; Viridiplantae; Streptophyta; Magnoliopsida; Poales; Poaceae
Exons: 4
Coding region: 583-2328 (581 amino acids)
Source: RefSeq, a predicted model, not a curated record
CUUGUCGUUCCCUUGCUCUGCAUCUGCAUGUGGCGCGCAGCUGCCCCCGCGCCGUUCGACCGGCACGGGCACGGGCACCGGCACCGGCACCGGCACCGGCACCGGCACCGGCGGUUGGUGGUGCGGUGCCAGUGGGCUGUGCGUCCACAUCCAAUCCCGCGUUGCCCACGCUAGCUCCGCCCACGCUAGCUCCGCCCACUGACACCCUGGCCCCGCACGCGCAUAUCCCCGGACCCCUCCUGCGGGCAGCUAUUAAAGGCUCCGGGGCCCGCAACGGGCGGGGCCCCGCGCUGCCCUGGCCGCUUCUUCUUCUUCUUGUUGCUGUGUCUGUCCGUGUCGCCUCGCGGCAGUUGAAAUUAACGAAGCCGAGACCGCGACGAGAACCGCGCUGGGCGGACACGACAGACAGCCGGACACCAGCGCAAGCGCAACGCCCGCGACACGCACGAGGAAGAAAGCCAGCCAGCCAGCCAGCCAGCAAGCAACCCCCUGCCCCGUCGGUGGCCACGGGCAGCCGCGCGCCGGCCAAGGCACAGCUAGCUAGCGAAGCAGGCCAGCCAGCCAUCCAGACUCCGGCAAGGGAUGGUGGUGGCGAGGAAGCCGCACGCCGGCAGCGGCGGCGGCGGCGGCGUCAGGGUGGGACCCGAGAGGCUGGAGGGCCUCCCCGCGGCGUGGCCGGGCGCCGCCGCCGCCGUCAAGGUCAAGUGGCCGGCGCCCGGGGGCGCGCUCUCGCAGAUGCUGACGGGGCGGUGGGCGCGCGGGGUCACCGCCGUGGAGGCCGUCGGGGCCGGCGGGACCGUCCGAUGGGAUCCGCGCGACGUCAACCGGUUCAGGCUCGGCGUCGUCGGCCCCGCCGCCGCCGGCCGGCCGGAGCGCGGGGUCUUCUUCUCCGUCCUCUAUGGAUUCCAAGGACAAGGCCGGGGCAAGGAGCUGGUGAGGCUGGAGGAGGUCGGCACAGCCAUGAUAAGCCUGGAGGAGUGCUGCUGGGAGAUGCAGCUGCAGCAGCGACACCAGCAGCUGGUGGUUGUCCCCGUCAGGGUCAGGAAGGACGGAUGGGCAAGUGAUGCCAUGCUUUAUGUGAACGUGGAGCUCGUGGGCGUGGACACGCGACCGGACAUCGAAAGGGCAGUCUCGUUUGGGGAGAAGCCGAGGACGAGCAUGGCGCCGCCGCCGCUGCCGACGACGCGAGAUGGCCGGAAGAGCUUGGAGGCAGCGACGUACCAUGAUGUCCUUGACCUGAAGCAGCUGCUUGAUCUGGCUGACAAGGAAGGCCGGGUGGCCGUGUAUGGGAACAAGAGGAACUCCGACACCAGCAGCGUGAGUAGCGUCAGUAGCAGCAGUAGCGGCAGCAUAACCAGCACCAGCAGCGCUAGCACCAGCGGUGGCGCGAGCCCAGAGCCGGCCUCGACGUCGAAACGCCGGUUCCUGCCAUGGAUGAGGAGGAGCAGGGACUUCGACAAGAGGAGCACCGACACCGAGUCGCUCUCCCAAGAACUGCCUACCAAGUCCACGGAUGACGAUGCGGCCGGCGGCUGGGGGACGCGCGAGUUCACGAGCAGGGACGCCGAGACGAGGCUCAGGACGCCGGUGUUCUUCGCGUCCAUCGACCAGCGCGACGACAGCGCCGGUGGGGAGAGCGCAUGCACGGCGCUCGUCGCCGUCCUCGCGGCGGCGCUCCACGCCGGCCACCCGGCGAUGCCCACCCGGCCGGAGCUGGACGCGCUCAUCCGGGCCGGCUCGUCGGAGUGGAGGAAGCUCUGCGACGACGAGGCGCACAUGGCGCGGUUCCCCAACCGCCACUUCGACCUGGACACCGUGCUCGCGGCCCGGACGCGGCCCAUCGCGGUGCGGCACGACAGGGCCUUCGUCGGCUUCUUCCAGCCGGAGAGCUUCGCGUCGCUGUCCGGCGCCAUGUCGUUCGACGACAUCUGGCGCGAGAUCGGCGGCGGCGACGGCGAACGCGAGCCCGGCCGCGCCGACGUGUACAUAGUCAGCUGGAACGACCACUUCUUCGUGCUCAAGGUGGAGAGCGACUGCUACUACAUCAUCGACACGCUCGGCGAGCGGCUCUACGAGGGCUGCGACAAGGCGUACAUGCUGAGGUUCGACGGCUCGUCCCAGAUGCAGGCCGAGGGCACGGACGAGGUCAUCGCCACCGGGAAGGAGUGCUGCAGGGAGUUCAUCAAGAGAUUCUUGGCCGCCAUCCCGCUCAGGGAGGAGCUGGAGAUCGAGAGAAGGGGCGCCGGCGGCGGCGACGGUGGCGGCGCGCCGCACCGGCGGCUGCAGAUCGAGUUCCACUUCACCGUCCUACAAGACGACAACAGAUGACCAGUUGGUGACCCGACAGCGGCUUGGGGAUGUUCCUUGCUUCCUCCCUGAUUGCAGCACUGUACUAACAUAAUGUAAAUUCAUCUGUAUAUCUGUAUACAGUUUAAAAGAAAAAAAGUACGGGAUAGAAUUUGGUUCUCCUUUUACCAUCUUAAGGACUACUUUAGGAAUCUCAAAUCCUCUUCGGGAUCGAAGAGAUUGAGGUGGAAAUAAACUAAUUUCCUCUCUAAUACAUUCAAUCCUGAAAAGAAUUUGAGUUUCCAAACUAGCUCUAAGAUACAAAACAAAAGGUGAGGUGGAGGUGGAGGUUGACUAA